UCCUAGUUUAAUAGCUGAGAAGGAGAUAGUUUUGGAGGCUAGGCUAUACUUUAAAAAUAUCAACUGCCAAGACAGAGGCUGAGCUAUCCCAAUCGUUUUGACAAGUGGAGGUGGCUGUUCACCUUUCAAUCAGCUGGCGCCAAUCACAUGAGAUCUGGUCAAUCAACUUCAAAGGAAAGAAUUGGGAGAGCACACUCCUGCGUCUUACUUUCAGCUGGAAAGCCAUGUUUUGUGAAUAAAAUGUGUCUGUUAAGAAAAAGGAUGAUGCACUUGAAGAGGGAAACCAGAGAUACACCAGCAGAUUCAGAGACUGAGUAUGAUAACAUUUCAUCUACCCCUGAAGACCUUCCACCUUCAGAUAACCAGAUAACUGGGGCAGAAGAAAGAACUGUUCCAGCGUACAUUCUUAUUUAUUCAAACAGUUUAAUUCUAAAUUGUUUGACUGAAAAGCUGUUAAUGCAGGGAAUCAUUGAUCCCAAAUACGUAUGGACUGGUCCCCGAGGAGAAAUUACUAGAGAAUCACAGAGGUUUCUUUUAACGGAUGAUGGUAGCUUGGAGAUUUAUAAUAUUAAAGGCAGUGACUCUGGAGGUUACACUUGCAAAGUGAAUUAUAUAUACAAUGAUGAACAAAUGACUACCGAAAUCCAUUUCAUGGUUUAUGUGUAUCAUAUGCCAGAGAAGAGUCUCCGUCUGUCAUCUGAAUUCACGGUUCAGAACUGUGAAACCAAUGCAGUUGCUUCGUUUGAAAAGCAUUUCCUAAAGAAAUUGGAGAGCUUAGUCUACAACCUGGGGUGUGAGAUUAAGCAGUGGAGUACACAGUGUCAUGCUUCUACAGACACACUGGAGAAGAUAACACACAAGCUUACCUUUCAGUUUGUAGUUUUUCCUUUAGCACUGACCAUAGCAGACCUCUGUAGAAGUUCUCAAUGUGAAAAUUCCACCAGCAACAUGAAGGAGGCCUAUACCAGGAUUACUGAGUUCUUUGAAGUCGAAAACGCGAACUCCUCUCACAGUGAUUAUUCAAGUUACCUUCAUGGUACACUGAAUGGAGUUAAAGUAGACCACUGCAAGCCAGGAUUUGGGAAGAUCAUACCUGAAAAUGCCCCCAGCGAUAACACAGAAUGCCCAGGAUGUUGUGUCACCUGCCCGCCAGGUAGAUUCAGUGCAGAAUAUGGUACCAUCUGCACUCUGUGUCCUGCUGGAUCCUACAAUGGAAAGUAUGGUCAAGCAGCAUGUGAAAAUUGUCCCAAAACACAAAGCAGUGAUGGAGAGGGUGCAAAGACAGGAAGAAGUUGUCAUAAAAUCCUACCAAUGUGGAUGCUUCUUGUAAUAUCUUCCGCAGGAACCAGUCUUAUUCUUGUGACAAUUUGGGUCAUCAUAAGUAAGUGCUUCAAAAAAACAAUAGCUGCUCAAUACAUCAGACAAGCAGAAUCUGGACUUAAGAGGAGGGUGAAGGCAUUUGCGAAUAUUGCAAGUGAUGCAGAAGUACAAGAGCAAAGAAGCAAAUUAAGCCCCAUCAAAAUGCACAAAAACAAAGUUGAUUUUCUGGAAGAUGAAUCAGUGGGAUUGUUAAGCAACGAUGAAGUGACAGAACCACCCACCCCUGCUGGUACAAGUCCAUCUCCUGACCCAAUAGGACUAAGUGAUUUAGAAAGCAGCUUUGAAGACAAAAUACCCACGCUGGACAAUGAAAAUUUAAUUCCAAAGGACCUGCCAUCCAAUCAGCAGAGAUUAGCUGACAUAAUGAAGCACAAUAUGCCCUAGCUGCUGUAAGGUUCUUCACAGCUUUGCAUAAACCUACAAUUAGGAAACAGAGGAAUAACUUCCUAAACAAUGUUCACAAGAAAGCUGAAAAAUGAGCUUGCUUAGUGCUUGCAAAUGGGAAGCAAUUUUCAAUCUCUCUCAGAACCAUUAACAACACUAUUUCUGGAGAGCACUUCAGCAGGAUAAUGUAGCUUCGAGGGCAGUGCAUUGAAGUACACUCCUUUUCCCCCUCAAACUGGCAAACUGUCCAGUUUAGCAGAUAAUGGAAAUUGUUGAAGAAGCUUACUUUACAAAGAACUUGCUACAGAGCCAAAGUAGAAUCUAGACCAAAAGCGAUGCUGAGUUUAGAACUAUUGUAUUCUGUAAGCCAAGUGGAAAACGUAAGGAUAUACCGUUUACAAUA
Molecule: messenger RNA, 2167 nt
Organism: Lacerta agilis (Sand lizard)
Lineage: Eukaryota; Metazoa; Chordata; Lepidosauria; Squamata; Lacertidae
Product: zona pellucida-binding protein 2-like
Exons: 10
Coding region: 148-1764 (538 amino acids)
Biological process (GO): binding of sperm to zona pellucida; acrosome assembly
Cellular component (GO): zona pellucida receptor complex; acrosomal vesicle; extracellular region
Source: RefSeq, a predicted model, not a curated record